This is a messenger RNA of Dictyostelium purpureum, 228 nucleotides long. RefSeq lists its product as uncharacterized. The record is from RefSeq and is a predicted model, not a curated record. NCBI's taxonomy places the organism in Eukaryota, Evosea, Eumycetozoa, Dictyosteliales, Dictyosteliaceae. Bases 1 to 228 code for a protein of 75 amino acids. The transcript is spliced from 3 exons.
AUGUGUAUUAGAAAAGUCUUUAAAGCUUUACCAGCAGAAUCAGUAAUUGUCUUUGCUAAUGUUACCGCAGUUUCAAUUUGGGGUACUAAAACAAUCUAUGACAAUAUAAAGAGAAUGAAUGAAGAAAACCACUUUGAUGUUGUCGAAGAUAAUUAUAUGACUCCUUUGGACCAUUUAAGAGAAAGAGGUCAUAGUUUUGAAAGAGGUGAAAAGAAAACAGUUUUAUAA